This is a messenger RNA of Fusarium verticillioides 7600, 1363 nucleotides long. RefSeq lists its product as hypothetical. NCBI's taxonomy places the organism in Eukaryota, Fungi, Ascomycota, Sordariomycetes, Hypocreales, Nectriaceae. The transcript has a single exon. The record is from RefSeq and is a predicted model, not a curated record. Bases 117 to 1136 code for a protein of 339 amino acids.
CAAGGAUAAAUAUCUCUCUCUUCCAUCCCUUUCUGACUUCGAAUCGUCUUACUCAACCAGUCACUCACUCACUCCUUGUGUGUUCCUAGUCAUUCUUUACUUUUAUUUGUUGCAACAUGAUUCGACCACUCUUCUUUGCUUGCAUCUUUGCUGCUGGCGUUUUCGCACAAUCAACUGCUGAUCCUGCUUUGACGAAAGACGGGGCGUUCCAACAUCUUGGAUGCGUUGCUAUUAGGCCCGGCACCUUUCCUCGUCAGUUCGAUCUGGGUCAAGCUGGGUGUACUUCAUCAUGUUCAUCAAACGGCAACAUUAUCGGCUUCCGUGGAAACAGCUGUGUCUGCGACCGCCUUGACCUCUCGCCAGGGCCCAUCUCCUACCGCGUUGUAAAGAUUGAUAACGCCCUCUGCAAUCAAUGGUGUGACCCAGUCGACAGGUCCAAGGGAACCUGUGGAGGAGCCACGAUCCAGGGAUGGCCCAUCUACGACCUGUACAAGAGAAACAAUGCUCAGAUCGUAUAUGGGGCCUUCCCAGGUGCUACUCCUACUCCUGCACCCACCCAGCCCAUCCAAACUGGCAUGCCCAUUCCCAACCCCAGCCCAAACCCUAAGCCAGGUGAUGUCUGGCACGAAUGCCCACCCAAUGUUGCCAACUGCCCUUAUCGCAACAAGUGCCCCGAUGGCAGAUGUCAACUCAAGCCUAUCGUUCAGCCGUGCCGCGGAUGUUCUUACAACGGUACUGGUAACUGGACUGCUCCGACUUGUCCUCCUGGAGGCUGCAAUCAAGGUCCCAAGCCUGUUCCAGUUCCAGUACCCGGUGGAAAUGGAGGAAGUGGAAGCACCGGAGGUAGCGGCGGCAACGGAGGGAGCGGAGGUACCGGAGGGAACGGAGGCACUGCUGGAAACGGAAGCAAUGGUGGUAACGGCGGCAGCGGGGGCUCUGGAAGCAGUGGUGGAAACGGUGGUGACGGAGGUGACGGUGGGGAUGGAGGUAACGGCGGUGGAUCGAGCGGAUCCAGUGGCGGCGACGGGCAUCACGGAGACCAACCUCCUGUCAUCGUCAACUCGGCCGUCAAGGCUCAGGGCGAAAGCUUUAUCCUGGCUCUCGUUGUGAUUUCCUUUGCCUUCACUCUUUUAUAGGCUUGGAGAUGGAUGUAGUUAACAUUCUAGGGGAGUUAGAGUUGGCUUUCUGUUCUUGUAAUACACUUCGUAUAGAAAAGGGGUAAUAGGGGUUAGAUACAGAUUUGGCUUAGUAUAAGAUCACAUCAGCAAGACAUCGAGAGCAAUAUGUCGAUUUGGGGGCCAUCGGAAAUCUCUUUUUUCAUUUUACUUCUAUUUUGGUGUCAUGGUACAAUAUGCGUUCUGUG